Lepisosteus oculatus (spotted gar) is the source of this 304-nucleotide messenger RNA. The record is from RefSeq and is a predicted model, not a curated record. NCBI's taxonomy places the organism in Eukaryota, Metazoa, Chordata, Actinopteri, Semionotiformes, Lepisosteidae.
CGCGUCACCGACGGGGCGCGCCAGAGGAUCCUCAAGACCGGCGGCCAGGUCAUGACCUUCGACCAGCUGGCCCUGGCCGCCCCCAAAGGCGAAGGCACCGUGCUGCUGUCAGGACCCCGCAAGGCCCGCAAGGUGUACAGGCAUUUCGGCAAAGCUACCGGGACCCCCCACAGCCACACCAAGCCCUACGUGCGCUCCAAGGGAAGGAAGUUCGAGCGAGCUCGUGGCCGGCGCGCCAGCCGUGGGUACAAGAACUGAGCGCCUCUGUCCGCAAAGUCUGGGAAAUAAACCUGCUUGUCACACA